Molecule: messenger RNA, 1602 nt
Organism: Prorocentrum cordatum
Lineage: Eukaryota; Dinophyceae; Prorocentrales; Prorocentraceae
Source: the annotation of a GenBank genome assembly
GUUCCAGGCUCCCACGAGGACUCCCACGAGGUCUCUUACCAAGACGCAUGCUAGCACCCGUCCGUAGCCAUUUAUUUUGGCUUAAGCUUCCACGACUGGACGCAGGUCUUGAAGCAGGCGCGAGCGCCCCUCUGGCCUCUGUAAACCAGCCCCCCGCGCCGACACGAUGGGCUCCUGCAUGGAGGUCCCCAAGAAGGAGGAACAGGAGUCGUUCGACCCGGCGCGGUACACGGACCCCGCCAGCCUCUUCGACGCGCUCGCGUUCACCGUAGAGGGCCUCCACCCCGUGCGCUUGGUCCGCAUGUCGUGGCUGCUGCAGCAGCGCGGCACCGUCCUGAAGAGGCGCCAGGAGCUGCCGGAGGAGGCCUUCGUGUCCGCGGACGAGUUGCGGGCCGUCUGGGAGGCCGGCGGGCGAGGAGGGCAAGACCAGGUGGCGCCGAUCAUCACCAUCUCGUUCUGCUGGGACUCGCGCGAACACCCCGACCCCAAGAGGUUGCAGCUGAAUUUGGUGAUAGACACUCUAGAGAAGGAGCGCCUCAAGUACUCCACAGCCAGAGGUGACUUCAAGGGGUUCAGCGAGAUGGGGAUUUUUUGGGACUGGCCCUCGCUACUGCAGGGCGACCCGAUCAAGGCCGAGGAGGCGAGGGCCGCCGCCCUGCGGCAGGGCAAGACCGAGAAGGACGCGCAGGAGGCCGCGGACAAGGCCAAGCGGACCCCCGCCGAGAAAGCCGCCUUCAAGCACGGGCUGGAGGAGACAAUGGACCUCUGGUACGCCCACCAGGCCACCACUGUGCUCCUGCUCACCCAGCACCCCCGCGAGCGGGGCAGCGCGCGCGAGUGGGGCUGCGACCAGUCCGGCUGGACGACGUACGAGCGCUGCUCCGCGGAGCAGAUCAAGCAGGUCAGGCGCUGGGAGGCAAAGUGGACCGCCGUGGCCGACCUGGGGCAGGGGGCGCGGGCGAAGGCGGCCGGGAGGAGGUGGCCGGUGGGCCCGGACGAGUUCGACCGGCUCAUCGAAUACAGGUCCUUCACCAACGGCGCGGACAAGGAGGCGGUGAAGGCGCUCUUCCGCCGGAUGAGCCGCGCGCAGUUGGGCGGCGUGACGACGCUGGACUUCACCAGGAUGCCACCCCCGACCCCCGAGCAGGCCGCGGGGCUCGCAGGCUGCUUGCGGCUGUGCGCCCGCCUGCAGAAGCUGGACCUGCAAGGAUGCCAGAUCGGCGCCGAGGGCGCGCGGGCCCUGGCGGGGGCGCUGCCCUCCCUGCCCGGCCUGCAGGAGCUGCGCCUGGGCGGCAACAGAGGUCCCGCACGAGAUUCGAUCCGGGUCGGUUUGAUUCGGCGAAUCGCAUCGCCGCGAAUGCCGAUUCGAUGCUGGAGGCCCCCUGCCACGAUCCGGUUCGCGAUUCGAUUCGGUUGCCGAGCGAUUCGAUUGCGAUCCGGUGCAAAGCGGGCGACGAUCCGGUUCGCGAUUCGAUUUGGAUCCGGCUGACCCGACGCCCGUUUGCUGCGCGAGAGGCCGCCAGGCUAAAGAAAAGGAGGUGGAAGGGGAGGAGGUGGACAGCGAGCUGUCCGGACCGGGGGGUCCGGGGCCGGACCGGGGGC